Messenger RNA from Anguilla rostrata (American eel), 3448 nucleotides. RefSeq names its product phosphatidylinositol glycan anchor biosynthesis, class Q (gene pigq). Lineage: Eukaryota; Metazoa; Chordata; Actinopteri; Anguilliformes; Anguillidae. The transcript is spliced from 11 exons. Gene Ontology annotation, cellular component: endoplasmic reticulum; membrane. The record is from RefSeq and is a predicted model, not a curated record. The coding region runs from base 257 to 2023 and encodes 588 amino acids. Gene Ontology annotation, biological process: GPI anchor biosynthetic process.
UGCUUGGCGGAAUAGUUUCAGUGACGAACCGCGACUUAAAAAUGGCCUACAGUGAUGUCGGUAGCUAGCUAUGUUAGCUUAACUGAUGGCUAGCUACGUGGGUAAUUAUUAUUUCGCGAUAUACAUUUGGGCUAAUAUGAGUGCUGGAUUGCUUUGGUAGUGUCAUAUUAAGUCAAGACUGGAACUAGCUAACAAUGAAAUGAUCAGUGGUUUUUUUUAUUACAGUAUCAUCCAGUGUGAUCUGUGACCUGGCGCCAUGGUGCUGAAGAUUUUCUUUCCCCGGUGCUGCAACAUGGCGGACAGCGGCCUCCUCAUUGGCCACUGGCUCCCGGGUCAGGACUCGGCCGUGGUCCUGGCCGUUGUCCACUACCCUUUCAUCCCAGGACAGGUGAAGAGGUACCUCAGCCAGUUGCAGAAUGAGAGCCGGGUGGAGCUGGCUGUGCUGGGCUCCUGGAGUAUGCCAAAGGAGGGCCAGGAGGGGAUGGAGAGCUUCCUGAGGGACCUGAGCACAAUCUUCCCCCGCGGCCGCUGGCUGCAGCUCAGCCGGGAGAUGGGCAAGAGAGGCUUCACCUGUCAGGUGGUCCACAGGGAUGGCGAGCUACCCAGAGGGGAAGGCGAAAACUGCAAAGGCGAUAAUGGAGACGGGGGAGGGGUCAUCUUCAUCCACUAUGACCAGCGCAAGGUGAUGCUGUCCCAGCUCCACCCACUCGAGGGAGGGGAUGGGGGCGUGGCCACUGUGAUGGGAGCGGAGCCAUCGGAGCUUCGCCUGGUUUUCUCGACGGUGGCGCAGAGCCAGCCGCUCUUCCUCACAGACAAGUACGAUGACGGGCCCCUGAAGCUGACGCACUGGCAGUCGGAGGGCCGGGAGGCCAGCAUCAUCGUGGAGUUAGCCAAGCAGGCCUCCGUCCCGCUCUGCCUCCUGCUCACCUGGCUGCUCUCGCUCUGGACCUGGCUCUGCAGUUCCAGGCUUCUGAACCUACCGCCGGUGCGUCUUGUGUCCAGUAAAUUGUCCACCUGUGUGCAGUUGAGCUACAGAACGGAGCACCUUCAGACUGUGAGCUCCCCCAAGAGAGCUCUGGGCCACGCAGAAUUCAUGAGGAAAGCCAACAUCUUUGUGUCUUUCUUUGUGGACGUGGCUCUGGGACUGCUCCUCAUCUCCUGGCUGUAUCGGGAAAACCGAAUUAGCCGCCUCGCUAACACACUCGUGCCAGUGGCUGAUCGUGUUGCCAAGGAGCUACAGGAGCUACUGCAGUGGCUGAUGGGAGCUCCGGCUGGAUUUAAGAUGAACCGGGCUCUGGACGAAGUCCUUGGCCGGUUCUUCCUCUACCACAUCCAUCUGUGGAUCAGUUACAUCCACCUGAUGUCUCCCUUCAUUGAGAGUCUCCUUUGGUACAUGGGUCUCUGUGCGUGCUUGGGGUUGACCUUUGCCCUAUCUGUGCUGUCAGACAUUGUGGCCCUGCUCACCUUCCACAUUUACUGCUUCUAUGUCUACGGAGCCAGGCUGUACUGUCUGAAGAUCUACGGGCUGUCCUCUCUCUGGCGGCUCUUCAGGGGGAAGAAGUGGAACGUCCUGCGCCAGCGCGUGGACUCCUGCUCCUACGACCUGGACCAGCUGUUCAUUGGAACGUUGCUCUUCACCAUCCUGCUGUUCCUGCUGCCCACGACCGCUCUGUACUACCUCGUUUUUACCCUGCUCCGCCUGGUGGUGGUCCUGUUCCAGGGGUUGAUUCACCUGAGUGUGGACUUCAUCAACUCCUUUCCCCUGUUCGCCAUGGGCCUGCGGCUGUGCCGGUCCUACAGGCUGGCCGAGGGCGUUAAAUUCCGGGUGCUGUGUGAGGAACCUGGCAAACCCCUGCACCUACUGAUGGAGAUUAACCCCCUGCAGUAUGGCUCUGUGCUGCAGUGGUACAGAACUCCCACCUAUAACUGCUACCCCAAGGACUCCUGGGCGGCCCUGUGCAAGAAGCUGUUUGUGGGGGAGCUGGUGUACCCCUGGAGGCAGAAGGGCACUAAGACGGACUGAGUCCAGCGGGGGGCGCCACUGAGCCAUGCAUGGAGAAAGUUAAGUUGAGCUCACCAUUCAUGAAGCUGAGCAUUUAGGGAAGGAGUGGUGUUGGGUCUGGUCAUUUCUUUUGGCAUCCGACCGCUCGUGGAGUUGAAACCAGCACUGUGAAAACACCCAGCACUUGCAGCAGCACAACGGAAAGCUGCCUGAGAUUUCUCUCUUUUUUGAAGUGAAAUGAGAAUCUUCCUUUUCUCACACAGGGAUACGUAGCUCAGGACUGCACUGAUUCAAGCUGGUACACUGUCUUAUAUGUCUUGACAAGUUCUUAAUAUUUAUAUAAAUGUAUAGUAAGUAUAUAGUCCAAAAUAUACAGAGUACAUACUUUGAUGUCUCGGAAUAUAUAGCAUAUUAUAGAAAAUGAUGUGUAUUAUAUUGGGAGUAAUGAAGUAAUUCAAAUUUAGGUUGUAUAUUUUGGCACUUUUAAAGUGUAUUCCUUAGAUUUUUAAUGUUGAGUUUUAAUCUGUGUGGAUUAUUCAUUUGAUGUAGUGUGAUCUGAUUUUAAUCUUUAAAUAAUUUGCCUAAUAUUAUUAAACUGCUAAUAACGAGUCUUACUCUCCCAAUGUCUUAAAUGUCCAGGGGAGAUUUUUAAUGUAAUUGGUCAAAGUAUUUUAUGUAAUAGUUGAUGCGUCCAGCAUUUAUUUGCGUUUUGUUGUAAUGUAUGUCUGUUUUUUCUAUGCCAAUAAGGAGAUUGUACUUUCAAAUAAAAAUACGUUUUUGUGCCAAACUUGAACAUUCAGUCGAAUGUAAGCAUUGUCAUCCAGGACAAAUCACCCUUCGUUCCAGUCAAGUGGUCUGAAUGUGAAAACAGCAGUGGUCCAGUCGCAGACGAGCUCUCCAGAAUUGCUCAUUGUAACGUAAAACACUGACAGACUCACUUCUGUGCAAGCGAGGGAAAUCGCAGGAAAGGCCACAUGCUGUGUUGUACUCUCAUGAGUCAUUGCUGCAACCAUUAGGAGAGCUGCGCAUAGGUCAGUUCUGCUGCCAAUUAUAUACUAUUCAGUCAUUGCAAAUUGAUUUGUUACGGGGCGAAUGACUCUUGAGAAUUAUUAUGUUUUCCUUUGAUGCUUACUUUCUCUGUGGUGCGUGUUCACGUGCGUGAGUGUGUGUGUGUGUGUGUGUGUGAGAGAGAGAGAGACUUGGCAGCUUGAUUGAAUGAUUGCUGGGAAGCCUUACAUUCUCUUAAACUGACCAAAUCCAAUGAAUUGAUGAGAGUUUAUUACACUAUGAUGUUAUGAGAUAUUAUGGUCCAUCGUCUGCCUUGUUACUGACCCUACUUUGGAUGAAUUACAUUUGUUUUUGUCUUGGAUCCAUUUGCUGUAAAGCUCUGCUAUUUUUCCUUAAUUUUUGUGAUGGCUUAAUAAAUUUUCUCGUGAUUAAAAACCA